Messenger RNA from Entelurus aequoreus (snake pipefish), 1917 nucleotides. RefSeq names its product IKAROS family zinc finger 1 (Ikaros) (gene ikzf1). The transcript is spliced from 8 exons. Bases 28 to 1866 code for a protein of 612 amino acids. NCBI's taxonomy places the organism in Eukaryota, Metazoa, Chordata, Actinopteri, Syngnathiformes, Syngnathidae. The record is from RefSeq and is a predicted model, not a curated record. Gene Ontology annotation, biological process: regulation of transcription by RNA polymerase II. Gene Ontology annotation, molecular function: DNA-binding transcription factor activity; RNA polymerase II cis-regulatory region sequence-specific DNA binding.
AUCCCAUCUCAUGCAUGGCUGCCAGUGAUGGUCUACUGGGUGUCAGCUUUUAUUGGCACGACACAAAGCAAGUGCCAAGACGCCCCGCCACACACUGGGCCUGUGGAUAAAAGCAAGCAAAAUGAGUCAGUGGAGGACAGUGUAGUCAUGUUGGGCUGGAACGAGGAAGUGCAGUGGAGAGGGGAGGGACUGAGGGCGCAGCUCCAUGGGGCCGCGGCGCUGCGACCUUCUGCACAUGGAGCCGGGGACAGUUGGAAGAACUUCAUACUGCAAACUCAAGGAAUAGCAGAGUACUUGCACCGCAUGGAGACGGAGGAGGCCCAGGAAAUGGCCCCCAUGCCAGGUCGAGACAGCCCCCCUGCCAACGAUGCAGCCGAGGAGGCAGAGGAGCCCAUGGCCAUCCCUGAGGACCUGUCAGCUGGCUCCGCCCACCAGCAGACCAACAGAGGGGACAAAGCCUGUAACAUUAAAGUUGAGGCUCGCAGUGAUGAGGAGAAUGGGCUGUCCUGUGACAUGAAUGGCGUGGAGGAGGAGGAAGAGUGCGCGGAAGACUUGCGCGUGAUCGAUGCCUCGGGGGCCAAGGUGAACGGCUCGCAGCCGAGUCCCGAAGCCAAGGUCUUCUCGUCGGCCGGCGGCAUCCGUCUGCCCAACGGGAAGCUCAAGUGCGAUAUCUGUGGGAUAGUUUGUAUUGGCCCCAAUGUGUUGAUGGUGCACAAGCGAAGCCACACUGGAGAACGUCCUUUCCAGUGCAGCCAGUGUGGGGCUUCUUUCACCCAGAAAGGCAACCUGCUGCGUCACAUCAAGCUCCACUCCGGAGAGAAACCCUUCAAGUGUCACCUUUGCAGCUACGCCUGUCGCAGGAGGGAUGCACUCACCGGGCACUUACGCACACACUCUGUUGGAAAACCACACAAAUGUGCCUACUGUGGGCGGAGUUACAAGCAGCGCAGCUCACUGGAGGAGCACAAAGAGAGAUGUCACAACUACCUCCAGUGCAUGGGCCUGCAGAACAGCAUCUACACAGUAGUAAAGGAAGAAAGCAGCCAGAAUGAAGAGAGGGAAGACUUAAACCAGACGGGAUCUGACAGAGCCUUGGUGCUAGACAGGCUAGCUAAUAAUGUAGCUAAGCGUAAGAGCACUAUGCCACAGAAGUUUGUGGGUGAGAAGCGACUGGCAGACCUUUCCUACGAUGGCGCAGCAGAGCAGCUGAUUCAGCCCCAUGUCAUCGACCAGGCCAUCAACAGCGCCAUCAGCUACCUGGGAGCAGAGUCUCUCCGCCCAUUGGUCCAGCCCUCGCCGGCUUCCUCGUCUGACGUGGGCCUGGGACCCAUGUACCCGCUGCACAAGUCCGCCCCAGAGGGCCACUCUGGGUCAGGUCACGGCCUGUCAGCCAAGGACAGUGCAGCUGAGAAUCUGCUUCUGCUCUCCAAGUCCAAGUCCUCCAGCGAGAAAGACCGCUCUCCAAGCCAAAGCGGCCAAGACUCCACCGACACGGAGAGCAACAACGGGGAACGAGCGGGCGGGGCGGCGCCCGGCCUCAUCUACCUGACCAACCAUAUCACCUCGGGAUUGCGGAACGGCCCCCUGCCAUUGGUGAAGGAGGAGCAGCAGCGGCAGUAUGAGGCCAUCCGGGCCAGCAUGGAGAUGGCCUCCGAGGGCUUCAAAGUGAUGACGGCAGAUGGAGAGCAGGUGAGGGCGUACAGGUGUGAACAUUGCCGUGUUCUUUUCCUGGACCACGUCAUGUACACCAUUCACAUGGGCUGCCACGGCUUCAGAGACCCCUUUGAGUGCAACCUCUGUGGCCAUCGCAGUCAAGACCGGUACGAGUUCUCCUCUCACAUAACUCGAGGCGAGCAUCGCUACUGAGUACACCCACACACACACACACACACACACACACACACACACACACACACA